Ectocarpus sp. CCAP 1310/34 is the source of this 3193-nucleotide messenger RNA. NCBI's taxonomy places the organism in Eukaryota, Phaeophyceae, Ectocarpales, Ectocarpaceae. The record is from the annotation of a GenBank genome assembly.
UUUCUUUUUUUGUCACCUUCUCGUUCCUCCCCCUUCUGCGUUGUAACUUGUGUUUGGAAACAUUCUGGAUUGACCGACUCUCGGGAAUGAAUGCCGGAUGAGCAGCGCCCGAAUGGACGCUGUAGUUCCCGUGGACUGGAGAACACGAUCAUCGCGGUUUGAGUUUGGUCGUCACGAGGCGCAGGUGCACAGCAACUUUGUCAGGCAAGAAGUUUAUCUGCGAUAUAUAGCGCUGGAGCUGUACGAGGCGGCGGGACGGCUAGACGAAGCGGAGGAGAUGUGCCGGCGCUGUCUGGCGAUCAUACUGCACCACCUUGAUGUUUUCGUUCAAAGGACGGGGCGACUGGACGAAGCCGAGGUGCUGCUGAAGCGCUGCCUGGUGGUCAAGGAGGCUGCGUUGGGUCGAGAGGACAUGGAGCUCGAUAACACACUGCACCACCUCGGCCGUUGCGUUCAAAGGGCGGGGCAACUGGACGAGGCCGAGGAGUUGUCCAGGCGCUGUCUGGCGAUCCGGGAGGCUGCGCUGGGUGUAGAGGACAUCGAGGUCGGCAAUAUGCUGCACCACCUUGGCGUUUGCACUCAAACGGCGGGGCGACUGGAGGAGGCGGAGCAGAUGUUCCGGCACUGCGUGGUGAUCAGGGAGGCUGCGCUGGGUCGAGAGAACAUCGAGCUCGGCAACACACUGCACCAGCUAGGCCGUUGCACUCAAACGGCGGGGCGACUGGACGAGGCGGAGGAGUUCUUCAGGCGCUGUCUGGCCAUCCGGGAGGCUGAGCUGGGUAGAGAGGACAUCGAGGUUGGCAAUACACUGCACCACCUUGGCGUUUGCACUCAAACGGCGGGACGGCUGGACGAGGCGGAGGAGAUGUUCCGGCGCUGUCUGGCGAUCCGGGAGGCUACGCUUGGUCGAGAAGACAUUGAAGUCGGCCAUACACUGCACCACCUCGGCCUUUGCGCUCAAACGGUGGGGCGACUGGACGAAGCCGAGGCGCUGCUGAGGCGCUGCGUGGUGAUCAGGGAGGCUGCGCUGGGUCGGGAGAACAUCGAGGUCGGCCAUACACUGCACCACCUUGGUGUUUGCGUUCAGAGGGCGGGGCGACUGGACGAAGCCGAGGCGCUGCUGAAGCGCUGCCUGGUGGUCAAGGAGGCUGCGCUGGGUCGAGAGAAUAUCGAGCUCGGCAACACACUGCACCAGCUAGGCCGUUGCACUCAAACGGCGGGGCGACUGGACGAGGCGGAGGAGUUCUUCAGGCGCUGUCUGGCCAUCCGGGAGGCUGAGCUGGGUAGAGAGGACAUCGAGGUUGGCAAUACACUGCACCACCUUGGCGUUUGCACUCAAACGGCGGGACGGCUGGACGAGGCGGAGGAGAUGUUCCGGCGCUGUCUGGCGAUCCUGGAGGCUGAGCUGGGUGUACAGGACAUCGAGGUCGGCAACACACUGCACCACCUUGGCGUUUGCACUCAAACGGCGGGACGGCUGGACGAGGCGGAGGAGAUGUUCCGGCGCUGUCUGGCGAUCCUGGAGGCUGAGCUGGGUGUACAGGACAUCGAGGUCGGCAACACACUGCACCACCUUGGCGUUUGCACUCAAACGGCGGGACGGCUGGACGAGGCGGAGGAGAUGUUCCGGCGCUGUCUGGCGAUCCGGGAGGCUACGCUUGGUCGAGAAGACAUUGAAGUCGGCCAUACACUGCACCACCUCGGCCUUUGCGCUCAAACGGUGGGGCGACUGGACGAAGCCGAGGCGCUGCUGAGGCGCUGCGUGGUGAUCAGGGAGGCUGCGCUGGGUCGGGAGAACAUCGAGGUCGGCCAUACACUGCACCACCUUGGUGUUUGCGUUCAGAGGACGGGGCGACUGGACGAAGCCGAGGCGCUGCUGAGGCGCUGCGUGGUGAUCAGGGAGGCUGCGCUGGGUCGAGAGAAUAUCGAGCUCGGCAACACACUGCACCAGCUAGGCCGUUGCGCUCAAACGGCGGGACGGCUCGACGAGGCGGAGGAGAUGUUCGGGCGCUGUCUGGCGAUCCGGGAGGCUGAGCUGGGUGUAGAGGACAUCGAGUCGGCCAUACACUGCACCACCUUGGUGUUUGCGUUCAAGCGGUGGGGCGACUGGAGGAGGCAGAGGAGCUGUUCAGGCGCCGGCUGACCAUCUCGCUAGCCAAGCUUGGCCGAGAGGGACUCGAGUUGAACCAUACGCUCUACUGCCUUGAUCUUUGUCGAGCUCAGGCCGAGUCCCGUGCAAGAGGCACUUCGAGCGACUUACUGGUUAGUACCACCAGUACACCAUGGUCUGCGGAAUACGACGAGGACAUCAACGAUUGCAAGGUGUGCUUCGACAACGAGAUAAAUUGUGCUUUCAUUCCCUGUGGGCACUACUGCUGCUGCGUCGAGUGUGCCUCUCGCAGCGAUGGAUGUCCCGUGUGUCGCACGGCCGUCACGCAAACGGUCAGGAUCUUCCGGUCCUGACUGUGACCGACAUUGAUUGUCAGUGCCAAGUUUUUGCCUAUGCGUGACAAGUUGCAACCUCUGGCCAUUGCUGUAAGCCACACGAGAAAACCCGGCUAGUAAAAACUAUGACAAGUAGCACCCUCAACAAAUCAGCGCACUGGGAGGGUCCCGAAGCAUCGGGCUGGCAAUGCCGCCCAGAGAAUACGCUGGAAAACGACGGAGGAGAGGGAGCAUGCAUGGUGCAGCAAGAAGUUUCUCGAGUACCUGGUAGAGAAUAGCUUUGAAGGUCUUCACAUGAUUUUAGGAAACAGCGUGAACGUCAGUCGAACAGAUAAAUAUCGUUGUUGGGAGACAGACGCCGUUAAACCGAAAUGGCUCAAGAUUGUCCGGGUUUCAGAGUGUCCUGCAGAAUGCAAUGCAGACGGAACAAGGGGCCAACUCCACUGACGAUUAGCUCGUAACGUCAUUAUGCAGGUCGGAGUUCAUCCUCAAUCAACGCGCUUUCUGGUCCCUGUAGAAAUAGUAGUAGUCGCAGUAGUAGUGGUUCUUGUGUCGUUAUUGUUGUUUAUGCGGUAUUCAAUGAGCGAAUACCCCUGUCUCUGUUCAGUGCCUUCUAAAAGAAUCACCCGUACAGGUUCAACUGAUGCGGACGCCUUCCCUGUUUACCGGCCAAAUACUCCCUAAAGGGUACAUACAACUCGCGUGGCAAAAAACAACCAGCACGAACAAUUGGAGGGGGUCCAACCCC